Amphimedon queenslandica is the source of this 1422-nucleotide messenger RNA. RefSeq lists its product as uncharacterized. The transcript has 5 exons. NCBI's taxonomy places the organism in Eukaryota, Metazoa, Porifera, Demospongiae, Haplosclerida, Niphatidae. The record is from RefSeq and is a predicted model, not a curated record. The coding region runs from base 61 to 1182 and encodes 373 amino acids.
AUAACUUAUUAAGCUUUACUGGUGAUUGCAGACACAGCAAAAAGAAGGCAAAACAAGAGAAUGGCUCACCAUUACAACCUAUCACAAAAAAGAACUGCUUUGCUGACCUUCUCUCAUUUGAUACUAACUGUCUUACUCCUAGAGUGCCAAGCCAUUGACAGAGACUGUCAAUUUGAAGGACUGCCAGAGAAUGUAAAAUCAAGUGAUAAUGUACACACACUGACUGUCCCUUCCAGUGAAUCACUCCUGACACUCAACCUAACCUGCAACUGCUCAGUAUACAACCCACAAUGGCACAUUAGACUGAUAGGGAAAGUUAGCCCUGGAGAAAGGGCUAACAGUUUCUAUCAACAGGGGAUUGAGUGCAUCAACAACACCAGACCAUGCUCAAGGGAUAUAGACUACAUCAAUCCAAUCAAUAAGUCAAGAGGACUCUAUGUCUAUUCAAGACAGAACCUAACUCUUACAAGAAGUACUGCAAUAAUGUGCUAUUCUAAUAUCAUCAGAGAAGUGCUGAUAGUGUCUUUCACCAAUGACAGAACAGAUCAGAGUGGAUUAAUGUCAUCAUUAUCGAUCACUACCAGUACACCUUCAACAGCCAGUGAAGACAUACAAACCAGCACUGUAUCUCCUACAAGCGCAUACACGGCACCCACUGAAGAGACUAACAGCGCUAAUGGAGAACAUGCUACUUCAAUGCAACAAGCCGAAACCAUUACAAAGAGAAUUACUACCAGCAUAGUGAGCAUUGUCACUAGUACAGUAAAGACUGGGGGAUGCAGUGUAGACAUAAAACCAGAGACGAUCACUGUUAGGGUUACUCCGACACUUAGCACUGGAGAUGCUGGCAUAGCUGAUAGCAUAGUAAAAUCAGUGGGUGGCUCAACCUCGCUAUUAUUAAUAGUACUAGUGUUGAUGCUAAUAACACUAAGCAUUGGACUCUGUGGUAUGAUAAUAUGUAUGAAGACAAGAAAUAAACAACAGCCUGUAUACAGAGAUUAUGACUGUCAAAGAAGACAGUCCAACUGCUCAAUAAAAUAUGACCAAGAGCCAUCCAUUGUAUCACCGUGGAGAAACUCCACUUCAAGUCUCCCGACAAACAAUAGGAGCAGUUCCUACAUUGACAAUAACGAUAAUGAUAGAAACCCUAGAUAUGUUACACUUACAGUAUCAGAAGUAUAAAUGUUAAUAAUAAAAAUAAUAAUAACGAUAAUAAUAAAAAUAUGCACUAGCUGUCACAUAUUUAUUACAUACAUGUAUGUAAAAUGCACUGUUCCCAUGCGUAUUAUGUCAUCACCUCCUACAAUAUUUAUUAUUAUUAAUUAUUAUUGAAUCUCUAUUUGAACGUAUGUGUGUCGGUCAUCAUUUCAUUUUUGUACCAUCCUUAUUAUUAUAAAGAAUGUCAGUUAUUCCUUUACGUUA